Oncorhynchus nerka (sockeye salmon) is the source of this 9278-nucleotide messenger RNA. RefSeq names its product myopalladin-like. The record is from RefSeq and is a predicted model, not a curated record. NCBI's taxonomy places the organism in Eukaryota, Metazoa, Chordata, Actinopteri, Salmoniformes, Salmonidae.
UGCUGACAAAUGUCACUACUUUUACUGGUGGCAGGUUGCCCUAGCUACUUGCCUCCAUAUUUUCCAGUAAACUCCAAGGUUAACUCUGUGCAAUAAAUUGGGAAUCCAUCUGGGCCAGUUGCCCCGUGUCCACAUUUUCCCAGGUGGCCACCACUGGAAGACUGGAAUCCCCUCUCUUUGAGCACCGGUGCGCUGAGGAUUACCGCCAGCUCCAGCCGGGGCCCGCUGGGGUUUAUUUGAAGCAUGCAAGAGAACAAUGUGAACCAGCCUACAUCAUUGUCUCAGCUCUUGAGAGAGAACUACUUGGCCGAAGCGAGGGCGCACCAGAGACACAGAGGCAUGAGCCGUUCCGACUCCUCGUGGCACCUGGUCUACGUGCCCCUCAAAGGCAAGGCGGAGGACUACGCGGGGCAGGACAAGCCCCAACCCCAGAUCCCAGACCUCUCAGCCUUCCUGAGCCAGGAAGAACUGGAUAAGAGUGUCAACCUGGCCUGUCAGGCUAUCGGGCACGAGGCCGGCGAGGAGAGGACAGAGUUCAAGGCCCCGGUCACCCCUUCUGUCACCUCCACUGCAUCCAACACUCCCGACACCCAGCCUGACCUGGAAUUAAAAGAACCCCUACCAACACAUGCAACAUUCUUCCCAGAGAGACGGUCAUUCUCACCUCUGUCCAUACCGGACAAUGUGAUAAGGAUAGACAAACAGAUAUAUCAGCCAUCCCAACUGUCCAUUCAGGACAACGCAAUAAGGACCGACAGACAGAAAUAUCCACUGUCCCAAUCAUCCAUCCAGGACAACGACACAGGGACAGACAGAGAGUUGUACCCACCGUCCAUCCAGGACAACGACACGAGGACAGACAGACAGACGUUCCCACCGUCCAUCAUCCAGGACAUUACAAUGAAGAACAACUGUGUGGCCAGGGAGGCCUUUGAGGACUUUAAGAGGCCAGGGGCUAGGGGGAUGAACACUCCAGAGUACGGCCUGGGGACCCAGUCCAAGAAGGAGUUCCUCAACAAGGCAGCAGACUUCAUCGAGGAGCUCUCCUCUCUGUUCAAGGCUAACAGCUCCAAAAGGAUACGUCCCAGAUCAUGCAAAACUCAUAGGAGCAGAGCCAACAAGGGUGAAGUGGAUGGGAGCGUUUACUCCCUGAAUGCAGACAACAGGGAAAGAACCAUUCUUCUCCAAGACUUCGAAACGGAAAUGGAGAUUGAGAGGUCUACUAAUCCUUUCAGCAUUCAGCCAUCAGAAGUCCAGGGUUUGGGCAUGGAUUCAGGGUUUGGGCAUGCUUACUUCCCCAUGCAGGACUGGAGGACUACUGAGGAGCAGAAUGAUGAGGCUGAAAGCCCUGCCCUGGUGGAGAUCACCCCCGGGGUGUACACAGCCGACUCCAUCUGUGAGCCCCCUCACUUCAUCCAAAAACUGAAAAGCAGGGAGGUGCUGGAGGGCAGCAAGGUACAGCUGGACUGCAUUGUUCGAGGACUCCCCAUGCCCGAAGUCCGGUGGUUUUGUGAGGGGAAGGAGCUGGAGAACUGCCCUGACAUUCAGAUCAUCAACAACGGCGAGUUGCACUCUCUGACCAUUGCCGAGGCAUUCGAGGAAGACACAGGGCGGUACUCUUGCUUUGCAUCCAACUUCUACGGCACAGACUCGACAUCUGCAGAAAUCUACGUCAAAGGUGCCUCCUCUACAGAUUCGGAGGGGGAACAACAUUCUGAACUUGCACAACUACAGAGGACCCGAGCUCAGCCGGGUGCCCAAUGUUUACCUCCAGUGGUCAGUGUUGUGUCUCUGUGUGUGGAUGACGCAACCAAUGCCACUGAAGAACAGCCACAGGAGGCCACCUCACUGCCUUCUAGCCAGGUAGUCACUGCAUCUGUACCUGUCCAGGUAGCUACUAAUGUCCUUCCUGUUACGGAGGUGACAACAGCACCAUCCACCCAGGUGGCGUUUACAUUGGUCCCUGCCCAGGAGAUGUCAGCACAGUUACCUGUCCAGGUAGUUUCUACUCUAGAUCUACCGCCUGUGGACACGGCGUCAGUUCUGUCACUGCCAACACAGUCACGGGUCACAGUGACGUCCACACCAUUACCGACACAGACAGUCUCUACCACGGCAAUACCGCUGACCCAGGUGGUCUCCUCUAUACUGCCUGCCCAGGUUGCUGCCGUACAGACGACUCUAGCUGAGAACCUAAAUGGAGACAGCUAUACUCUAAGUCCAGACAUCUAUCCUCAAGGUCUAGACGGGAGGCCUAUCAUGGCUGCCCCUGUUUUCACAAAGAGUCUGCAGGACCUGUUGGCAUCAGAGAGCGAGCUGGUGGUGCUAGAGUGCCGUGUAAAAGGAGUCCCCUCCCCCAAGGUGGACUGGUACAGAGAAGGAACUGUCAUAGAGGACUCCCCUGACUUCAGGAUCCUGCAGAAGAAGCCUCGGUCCAUGGAUGAAUCAGAGGAAAUAUGCACUUUGGUCAUUGCUGAAGUCUUCCCUGAAGAUUCUGGAAAAUUCACUUGCACUGCAAGCAACAAAUAUGGAACUGUAUCCAGUAUCGCUGCACUAAGGGUGAAAGGAAAUGACAACACCAACAACAACCACGUGAAAACUCUCGUAGGCACUUUAACAAUGGAGUCCACACAAGUUCCAGAGCCUUCUUCAUCAGAUCUCACUCUGCCCAGACUAAAGCCUCAAGCUGAGGCUCUUGUCACCAACAGCAUCAAGCCUCACUCCAGCACCAUCCGCCUGGAUCCCUUCAGCUCCAGCAAUUUACGACUGGAACCUCUGAGCACCAGUACCCUCCGUGUAGACCCUCUGAGCUCCAGCAUGCUGCGCCAGGUGCCUAUCAGCCCCAGCAUGCCCAGCCUGGAUCCACUAAGGCUGGGCAGCAGCCUCCGUAUAGGCACCCGUAGCUCCAACACAUCUCAUCUGGACCCACUCUACCUGAGCACCCCUCACCCAGACCUGCCUACUAGCUCCAGCGGGCUAUGCCCGGAGCCCCAGAGCAGUGGUGAGAUGCCCAAGACUGACCAGGGAGACUCCAGAGCCUUUUCAGUGUUACCUGACCCUCCCGUUGGUCUUUGGCCUAAGGUGGAAGGGACUCCUAUCCAUAAACCUGAGCCCCCUCCCCAUGUAAACCUCCCUGAUCCCCCCAACUCCUCCUGCCUUAAGCCUGGGGUUCUGGUUAACCACAACGGGCCCAGGUCCAGCUCCAGGGCAGGCCUCCGUGUGCACUUUAAACUGCCUGAGGAUGAAACGGAAAACCAGAGUGAAGCAUCCAAUAGCCAUUCAUAUGAAGAUAUGUCGCAGUUGGCCAAUAAGGAACCACCUGCAGUACUGGCCAAGCCCAAACUAGAUCCUGUCCAGCUGCAGCUUCUGCACAACCAGGUGCUUAUGGAGCAGCAGCAGACUGAGACUGAGCCAAACGGAGCCACCAAGAGCCAACCGGAGGCAUCUGCCUGGCCAGCCCAGACACACCACGAGUCCCAGGCACAGACCCAAGCCCAGCCUCAGUCAAACCUGCCCCGUUCAUCUACCCCCAUGCUCCUGCAGACCACCCAUGCCGCACCCAUACUGACCACAGCCCCAACACCCUUUCUCAACUCCGCCCCUGUGACCAGCUUGAACACUACCCCUACACCCCAGCUAGACACUAGUCCCCCUGCCCACCUGCUAAACAUUGCAUCUGCACCGCUACUGAACCCAUACACCACCCAUUCCUAUUUUACUUCUUCACCCCUGCUAAACACAAGCCCUGUACCACCAAAGAACACUACCUCUGCAACGCUACUGAACACAGCCCCUCCUGCACCAGUUAUGGGUACCCUGCCGUCCCUUCCUCAAUUGAAGACAGCUCCUUCUUGUAUGAGCUCCCCUCCAUCUGCCUCUCUGCUGAGAACUGUUCCUGCACCACACCUGUACACCAGCCCUGCAUCCCCACCCUAUAUGACCCAGCAAAACACCACCCAUUCUUCCCAGCUGAAUUUAACGCACUCAUCCCUGCCUAAAGCCAUUCACGUACCCAAGUUUAGCACACCUCCCACACCUCAUCUGAAUACAGCCCCCACAGCAUCUCUCAGCGCCAUCCCUGCAGCUUUCAACAAAGCCCCCACAACCAUGCAGAACACCUCCCCCACUCCCCUGCUCAGAACAACCCACGCCUCCCUCCUCAACCUGGCUCCUACGUCACAGAGCUUCAACUACUCUAGGCCAAAGGAGUUCAUCACUGCCCAGACUCCCCUCUCUCCAUUUAGGAGUCCCUCUCCUACAGAGUCCCCCGUUCCGUUGCUCCACAAGCUGGCUGCCGAGCUCAACUCCUCCAACCCCAACCAGUUCUCUCCGCAACCCAGAGUCUUACCCACCAGAGUCCUCAAGUCACCCACCAGCCCUUCCUUCAUGUCCUCCCCCACCUCCCUGACCAUGUUGCCUGCUGCCUACCUAAACUCUGUGUUCGCCCUGCCACAGCAGUCGCCCCCGCAGGCAGCGUCCCCGACCUCCAGUACCUCCAGCCCCAUCCAGAACCAUGUGGCCUUCCUCAGCUCUGUCCUGCCCUCUCUACACACCACACAAGCCACCAACUCUAUGGGCCUGCCCAGGAGUGCUCAUAGGCCACCUCAAGGCAUACUGAAGAAGUUGCCUACAAGCACUCGUCCUAUUUUAGAUUAUGAUAUUCGUAGCAGCCAACAAACUCUCCUCCACGAUAUUGAGAAAAAGCUUAGGUUCAAUGAAGAUUUAAUGCGUGGUCAUGUACAACAGAAGCCGACUACUUAUGAGGGGAAAACAGCGAGCAGACACCUCGGACCAAACAUUCCCGCCACUGUCUUUAACUAUGACGAGGAGUACAAAGUGUCCAACUUUGAGCAGAGGCUGAUGAGUGAGAUAGAGUUCCGUCUGGAGCGCACGCCAGUCGAGGAGUCAGAUGACGAGGUACAACACGAUGAGAUCCCAACAGGGAAGUGCAUCGCUCCCAUGUUUGGCAAAAAACUGAAGAACUUCAGGGCCAUGGAGGGUGUGCCUAUGACGUUCUCCUGUAAAGUGGUGGGGAUCCCUGUACCUAAGGUUUACUGGUUCAAGGAUGGCAAGCAGAUCUUGAGAAAAAAUUAUCAUUAUAAGAAGAUACGAGAGGGGGACGGAACCUGUGCCCUACACAUAGAGGUCACCAAUAACGACGAUGAUGGCAACUACACUGUCCUGGCAGCUAACCCCCAGGGACGAAUCAGCUGCUCCGGUCAUUUGAUCAUCCAAACAGGUCCUCUCCGAAACCGAAUGACACCUAUGAUUCACUCUCAGAGGGUGCGGGCCCGCAUACAGGAAGUGGAAGAGGGUGAACCAACCCAGGAACGCUUCUUCCAACCUCACUUCCUCCAGGCUCCAGGGGACAUGGUGGCUCAUGAGGGCAGAGUCUGUAGAUUAGACUGCAAGGUUAGUGGCCUUCCAAACCCAGAGCUGAUGUGGCUGAUCAACGGGAGGCCCAUCUACCCAAACUUCUACCACCGGAUGCUGGUGAGGGAGAAUGGAAUCCAUUCCCUUGUCAUAGACCCUCUAAAACAGGACGACGCUGGGACAUACACUUGCAUUGCCAGCAACAAAGCAGGACAGAGCUCCUUCGGUCUAGAGUUAAGAGUUGUGGAAAAAGAGAUGAAGCAGGUCCCCCAGUUUGUGGAGAAGCUCCAGAACACAGGCAUCGCAGAGGGCACCCCCGUCCGACUGGAGUGCAGGGUGCUGGGCAUGCCUCCACCUGUCAUCUACUGGAAGAAAGACAAUGACACCAUUCCUCACACCAAGGCCAGAGUCAGCUUACACCAGGAUGCCACUGGAUAUGUUUUCCUCCUGAUUCAGCCAACCAGGAAAGAGGAUGCUGGCUGGUACACCGUAUCAGCAAAGAAUGAGGCCGGAAUUGUUUCAUGCACAGCGAGACUAGACAUCUAUGCCCAGUGGCAUCAACAUGUUCCUCUGCCUAUGACGAAGGCUCCGUGGUAAGGCAGUCGCUAUGCAGCACUGACUGGCCAAGGCCUAGACAUCAAGUCUGCCUUUCCCACGACGGACAACAGCCCCAUCCUGUUCUCCAGCUCACCUACGGAGGCACGGCUGGAGAGCGAUGAGCUGUGUAAGAAGCAGACACACUCUGCCACAGGGUUGUAAAAGUCUGUAAACUUCCCCAUAAUGCACAGGUUUUUCAGAAAUUCUAGUUGAAAGUUUUGGAAGAUUUAUGGAAUUUUGCCAACCUACUUCACCAGCAACCUAAUCACCACUGGCCCUUUGAACCUACAAACUACUCUUCUCUGGAGUCUCGUAGGGCCGGUUUCCCAGACACAGAUUCAGCCAAGUACUGAACUAAAAAGCAUGCCCAAAUAGAGACUCUCCAUUGAAAUGGUCUAAUCUACUAGUCAAUCUAAUCUGUGGUGGCUAGUAGGAUUAAGAGAUGGAAGAGCAGGACUAUAAUCUGAGCAGUUUGUUUCAUCUGGUUUAUGUGAUACAUUUGAAGUGAUACAUUAAAGUUAGAAUGACAAAAACGGUUCGAUUUUAAACUGUCAACCUAAUGCUGUUGUGUUUGCUUGUCCGCCAUUCCUAUUGAAUUGUAUCAUUUGAAGCAUCUGAUUCACAAAAAACAGACACACUCGCCAAGUCUUAGUUCACGUGCCACCAAGUCAACUAUAAUCUUCCAAUAGAUCAGAUGUAUUAUUUUAUUUAUUUUUGAUUAGUUAGAUUGAUAUGGCGGCAGAUAGACUAACGGUUAGAGCGUUGAGCCAGUAGCUAAAAUGUUGCUAGUUCGAAUCCUCAAGCCAACAAGGUGAGAUAUCUGCAAUGUACCCUUGAGCAAGGCACUUAACCCUAAUUGCUCCAGCAACAGGGUGAUAAUGGCAGACCCUGGCCGUGACCCCACUCUCUGAGGGUGUCUCAGGGAGAGUUGGGAUGUACAAAAAACACAUUUCCAAUUCACACAUGCGUAUUAAUACACACUUGUACAUGUGUUAAAUAGGAUAAAUAUAAUAUAACUUCUGACCCACUGGAGUUGUGAUACAGUGUAUUAUAAUUGAAAUAAUCUGUCUGUAAACAAUUGUUGGAAAAAUUACUUGUCAUGCACAAAGUAGAUGUCUUAACCGACUUGCCAAAACUAUAGUUUGUUAACAAGAAAUGUGUGGAGUGGUUGAAAAACGAGUUUUAAUGCACUCAAUGCAUAACCUAAGUGUAUGUAAACUUCCGACUUCAACUGUGUAUAUAUAGUACCAGUCAAAACUUUGGACACCUACUCAUUCAAGGGUUUUUCUUUAUUUUUUACUAUUUUCUAGAAUAAUAGUGAAGACAUCCAAACUAUGAAAUAACACAUAUGAAAUCAUGUAGUCACCAAAAAAAGUGUUAAACAAAUUCUUCAAAGUAGCCACCCUUUGCCUUGAUGACAUCUUUGCACACUCUUGGCAUUCUCUCAACCAGCUUCAUGAGAUAGUCACCUGGAAUGCUUUUUAAUUAACAGAUGGCCCUGUUAAAAGUACAUUUGUGGAUUUUCUUUCUUUCUAAAUGCAUUUGAGCCAAUCAGUUGUGUUGUGACAAGGUAGGGGUGGUAUACAGAAGAUAGCCCUAUUUGGUAAAAUAGUCCAUAUUUUGGCAAGAACAGCUCAAAUAAGCAAAGACAUGAAGGUCAGUCAAUCUGGAAAAUGUCAAGAACAUUGAAAGUUUCUUCAAGUGCAGUCAAAAAAAACAUCAAGCGCUAUGAUGAAACUGGCUCUCAUGAGGACCGCCACAGGAAAGGAAGACACAGAGUUACCUCUGCUUCAGAGGAAAAGUUCAUUAGAGUUAACUGCUCUGCAGAUUGCAGCCCAAGUAAAUGCUUCACAGAGUUAAAGCAACAGACAUAUCUCCAUAUCAACUGUUCAGAGGAGACUGCAUGAAUCAGGCCCUCAUAGUCGAAUUGCUGCAAAGAAACCACUACUAAAGGACACCAAUAAGAAGAAGAGACUUGCUUAGGCCAGGAAACACGAGCAAUGGACAUUAGACCAGUGGAAAUCUGUCCUUUGGUCUGAUGAGUCCAAAUUUGAGAUUUUUGGUUCCAACCACCGUGUCUUUGUGAGACAGAGUAGCGGAACUGAUAAUAUCCGCAUGUGUGGUUCCCACCAUGAAGCAUGGAGGAGCAAGUGUGAUGGUGUGGGGGUGCUUUGCUGUUGACACUGUCUGUGAUUUAUUUAGAAUUCAAGGCACACUUAACCAGCAUGGCUACCACAGCAUUCAGCAGUGUUACGCCAUCCCAUCUGGUUUGUGCUUAGUGGGACUAUCAUUUGUUUUUCAACAACAACCUCCAGGCUGUGUAUGGGCCAUUUGACCAAGAAGGAGAGUGCAUCAGAUGAACUGGCCUCCACAAUUACCCGACCUCAACCUAAUUGAGAUAGUUUGGGAUGAGUUGGACUGCAGAGUGAAGGAAAAUCAGCCAACAAGUUCUCAGCAUAUGUGAGAACUCCUUCAAGACUGUUGGAAAAGCAUUCCUCGGGAUGCUGGUUGAGAGAAUACCAAGAGUGUGCAAAGCUGUCAUCAAGGCAAAGGGUGGCUACUUUGAAGAAUCUAAAAUAUAAUUUGAUUUAACACUUUUUUAGUUAUUACAUGACUCCAUAUGUGUUAUUUCAUAGUUUUGAUGUCUUCACUAUUAUUCUACAAUGUAGAAAAUAGUAAAAAUAAAGAAAAAUCAUUGAAUGAGUAGGUGUGUGCAAACUUAUGAUUGGUACAGUACUGUAUAUCUUUAAAAUUCUAUCAAGAAUUGGUUCGACAAUAUGAUUGAAUUUCUCAUGAUAUUCAGACAAAACAGAAUAUUUCACAAGGAAUACAUUAUUUGUAAAUGCACACCUUUGCACCGUAGUUGUGUUGGGAGAGCAUAUUGAUAGCAGCUGGAAAAGCAAGUGAACUACUGUAAGCAAAGGGUUCAAGAGCAAUGGGCAAAGUGCAACAAAAAAACACUAACAGUACAGAUAGCAAUAAAAACUGUACCAUAGAGGCAGCUAAAAACACUUUUUUUUGUUCCUGUUUUGCAUGUUAUUUUGGCAUUAAUACGUCUGAGGAAAAAGGAAACUGCACACUGCUCUUGAUAGUAUCACUGAUCUUUAAUAAGCUUUACGUAUCGGCCUCAUGUGCAGUUUCCUUUUUCCUCAUCUUAUCCAACUCUUACCAUGCACCUGCACAAAAGAUAGCUCAGAUGUGCGAGUGCCUUUUGAAUUUUGGCAUUAAUACGUCUCACAUAUCUGUUUGCAAACAAUGUAAUAUAAAAAUAAUAAUAAUUGAGUUAAUAAAUCCGAAUACAAACUUGG